GUUUAUUCUUUACUGUUGUCAAGAUGUUAAAUACAAAGUGAAAGAUUUUAAAUUUCAGCUGAAAUUCGUAGCAUAAAUCAGACUUUUGUUGCGGCUAUCUAAUUAGGUUUCUCAAGGUGAUGGCGCAAAUAUUCAAGGUUGAAAGAUGGCCUUCCGCGUCUCUUGUAUAUUUCCAGUGAAGUUAUUGCGCGUAUCAAACAAAAGUCUACUUCGUUGCUCAGGACGCCAGUCUUCACAUCUGUUUGUUCACCGAGAAACCCCUGAAAAUAACUCCCAGACUCCUUUCGAAUUCACAGAUGAAAACAAAAAAAGGUUGGAUGUAAUCAUAGGAAACUACCCACCCGCACAUAAGGCUGCUGCAAUAAUUCCUGCCUUAGAUUUAGCUCAGCGACAACAUGGUUGGUUGCCGAUAUCUGCAAUGAACAAAGUUGCUGAAAUUCUUAACGUCCCAGCAAUGAGGGUAUAUGAAGUGGCUACCUUCUAUACUAUGUUUAACAGAGAACCCGUGGGAAAAUAUCAUAUUCAGAUCUGUACUACUACCCCGUGCAUGUUGGGCGGUGCAGGCUCAGAUGUUAUUUUGGAUGCCCUGAAGAAAAAUCUCGGUAUUGAACCAGGUCAAACAACAAAAGAUAAAAUGUUCACUCUGUCAGAAGUUGAAUGUCUUGGAGCUUGUGUUAACGCACCAAUGAUGCAGAUCAAUGAUGACUACUAUGAGGAUUUAACAGUUGAAGAUACAGUUCGUAUUCUCGAAGAACUAAAAGCUGGAAAAAAGCCAAAACCUGGACCACAAAGUGGACAAGGUGGACGUUUUGCAUCAGAACCAAAAGGUGGUUUAACCUCACUGACAACAGAUCCUAAAGGUCCUGGAUUCAAAGUUCGUUCGGAUUUAUAACAGCUCAACUUUAGUCAAUAUUUUCCCUUGAAUGUACCAAUACAGACACAUACACAUAUAUACUAUAAAGCGUACUUAGUGAAGUGUCUUUUUGUUCUCAUUUAAUAAUAAACCUAUUUGAUUCCUAUUUUCUUGAUUUAAGCAAAAACUCAGACUUGUACACUCUCAUUAGCCUAUUUGUACGUAAUGACAAAGACGUGAAAUAGUACAUUUUAAAAUUCGAUGUUCGUUUUGGUGUGAAACUAUGUAAGGAAUAAAUGUUAUCUCAGAUUCUCUGCUAAUCUCAUUAUAAAACGAUACGUACACUUUGAGUUGUAUAGAUCCAGUUGUUAGAUUGCAAGCAAGAAGUCGUGACAGCUGGAUCUCGGCACCUGAGUGAGUACAUCAUUGUAAAUUAUAAUCAGCGCUUAUCACUUGACUUUGUGAUAUCGUCAGCGAAGCUAGUUAACAAUUUCUGUUAAGAAAUUUAAAGACAUU
Messenger RNA from Trichobilharzia szidati, 1369 nucleotides. Lineage: Eukaryota; Metazoa; Platyhelminthes; Trematoda; Strigeidida; Schistosomatidae. The record is from the annotation of a GenBank genome assembly.